Messenger RNA from Bombina bombina (fire-bellied toad), 731 nucleotides. RefSeq names its product general transcription factor IIA subunit 2 (gene GTF2A2). Gene Ontology annotation, molecular function: RNA polymerase II general transcription initiation factor activity; TBP-class protein binding. Gene Ontology annotation, cellular component: transcription factor TFIIA complex. The record is from RefSeq and is a predicted model, not a curated record. The transcript is spliced from 5 exons. NCBI's taxonomy places the organism in Eukaryota, Metazoa, Chordata, Amphibia, Anura, Bombinatoridae. Bases 139 to 468 code for a protein of 109 amino acids. Gene Ontology annotation, biological process: transcription initiation at RNA polymerase II promoter; RNA polymerase II preinitiation complex assembly.
UGAAACGGGAUAGCGUUGUAUCUAGUUACUACUGCGCAUGUUUUCAGUCUAUGGUUUGUUGAUAGGAAGUCUGAAUAACUCGGUUCAUCGAUACGAUAUUGAAAGUGGAUGGUCAUUAGAGUUCUUACUCUUUAAAUCAUGGCUUACCAACUGUACAGGAAUACCACAUUGGGCAAUAGUCUUCAGGAGAGCCUUGAUGAGUUAAUACAGUCUCAACAGAUAAAUCCACAACUUGCUCUUCAAGUACUUCUGCAAUUUGACAAAGCUAUUAAUUCAGCAUUGGCACAGAGAGUGAGGAACCGAGUAAACUUCAGGGGUUCAUUAAACACGUAUCGAUUUUGUGAUAAUGUCUGGACCUUUGUGCUGAAUGAUGUAGAGUUCAGAGAAGUGACUGACUUGGUUAAGGUGGAUAAAGUAAAAAUUGUGGCAUGUGAUGGCAAAAAUACUGGUUCAAACACUGCAGAGUGAAAAAAUAUUUUCUAAUCUUUCCUGCUGAUCUGUGGCCUUUUCAGGAAACCCAUGGGCAAGACUGUUUAUUUAUUUCUUCAAUGGAGAUUAAAAGAUUCUGCAUUGAUUCAAGAUUUCAUUUUUUUUUUCUGUAGUUUCCCUACUCACCUUCUGGUACAUGAAGAUUACUAUAUAAACAUUUUUUAAUACAAAUAUGAAGUUGCCUUUUUGUUUUUGAAGUACACUGAAUAAAGUUUUAUUUAAUAAAAAUGUCAUAAUGAUAA